AUGGCCGCCGCCUCCUCCGCGUCUUCGUCACCCAAGAAGCUCCGCGUCCUGUGCCUCCACGGCUUCCGCACGAACGUCCAAGUGAUGCAGAGUCAGACGCGCGGGCUGCGCGAAGCUUUGGGCCCCGACGCCGAGUUCGUCUUCCUCAACGGGCCGUUCGAGGCUCGUGGGCGCACGGACCGGAUCAUUGAGCGCAUGUUCGGCGACACGGCGCCGUUCUACGAGUGGUGGGGGGCUCGGUCCCUGGAGAAGGAGGAGCGGGAGGACAUCGAGGCCGAGGAGGGCGUCCCCAAGGGCACCACCAAGCGCUGGUGCCUCGAGUUCGACGACAUCGACCGCGCCAUCGAGUACAUGGACGAGAAGCUCAACGAGCUGGGCGAGUUCGACCUGGCGGUGGGCUUCUCGCAGGGCUCCAUCAUGCUCACGAUCCUGUCCAUGUGGUACCUCAAGAAGGCCAACAAGUGCUGGUGGAAGCUCGUGCUCUGCGUCUGCGGCGUGUACCCGCAGGGGAUCAAUGUGCGCGAGCUGUUCGAGACGCACGAGGGGCAGAAGAUCUUGGUGCCGGUCCCGUCGAUCCACGUGGUGGGGAAGAAGGACAGUUUGUACAAGGACUCGCUCGUGCUCAAGGACAUGUACACGCCGCACGCCAAGGGGAGUCCGCUCGAGAGGCUGCUGCUGGAGCACGAUGGAGGACACAAGUUCCCGUCUCCCGGUCGACACCAGCAGUUCUAUGCAGACCUGGCCAACACGAUCUGGAAGUUCUUCGAGGAUUCACGCCGGAGCUCCGUUGCGAGACUUUGA
This is a messenger RNA of Phytophthora sojae, 801 nucleotides long. RefSeq lists its product as hypothetical. Gene Ontology annotation, cellular component: cytoplasm; nucleus. Lineage: Eukaryota; Oomycota; Peronosporomycetes; Peronosporales; Peronosporaceae. The transcript has a single exon. The record is from RefSeq and is a predicted model, not a curated record. The coding region runs from base 1 to 801 and encodes 266 amino acids.